Molecule: messenger RNA, 3308 nt
Organism: Xiphias gladius (swordfish)
Lineage: Eukaryota; Metazoa; Chordata; Actinopteri; Istiophoriformes; Xiphiidae
Product: cytospin-A-like
Exons: 12
Coding region: 553-2319 (588 amino acids)
Molecular function (GO): protein binding
Source: RefSeq, a predicted model, not a curated record
CUGCCGGGCGCACCUGUGUCUGACAGAAGACAAUUACCCUCCAGCUGGUGUCGGCCGCUUCCCCGGCGCGGAAGACCGCACUCCGCGCGGCCCUUUCCGGCGUUGCCCUGAAACAAUGCCGCCGACAACAUUCGCGUCGCCGGUCCGGUUUGUGUUCUGCCUCCGUCUUCGCUUUCCGUCGCAUUGGAUUUAAAGGGGAAGCGGACUCGGAUAUUUGUCGGGAGUUGGGGCUCGAGUUGCGGAUGGUGGCCGCCUCCCUGUAGCCGCGCGGCGCAACGUGGGAUAUCGGAGAGGGGGAAAAAAAAAAUGAUGGUCGGUAACUGGGACCGCGUCCUCCGGUGAAUUUGGGAGACGGGACGCAGAAGAAAGAAAACAUUAAAAAAAAAAAAAAUUAAAUAAAAAUCUCCCGGUGAAGGAGGCCGGCCGGGGACCAAACUGGAGGGCGUCCAGCUGGCAGGCUGAGCAGACAGCAGUGGGCCAAACAAAUCGGAGGACACAGUGAAGGACGCUGGGAUAGCCUGUCCGGACACCCCCCCCCCUCCCUGCUGGAUCAUGGGUAACCAUACUGGCAAAGACAGCCAUGGCCCUACAGGUUCUCCUUUAGAUUUCUUCCACACGCCUCCUACCACGCCCUCAGAGGAAGAGCAGACUGCCAUGGCAUUACCCUCUGCAGCUUCCUCUAACACGGCACAGACGCCAUCACCAGCCGGCAGCACCACCCCCUCCACCACCUCUCCAGUCGCAGAGUGGACAGAGAAGCUGUCUGCUCCCUCAGAGUGGGCCUUAAUAAGCUUAGACGGCAUCGCCGCCUCAGAGACAAACGUGAGCGAGGCAGCAGCGAGACACGAGAGGGCAGCGGCCAGCCCGGGCAGCCCCGCGUCUCUGCCCCCGUCCAGGGCAUCGCCUUCAGAGCAGAGCUGGCAGGAGAGAGAUAGCGGACUGGAGCCGCAGGCUGCGGCAGAGAGAGCCGGAGAGGAGAUGGCCCUGGUUUUGCUCAGUCUGAUGGAGCACUACAGGGCCUCGCUAGCCCUGAACCCCAAAACUGAUGUUACCACGGGAGCAGUAGAGCUGCUGAGGCGCUUGAUAACGGAGAGAGAAGAACUGGUUAAGGAAGUGGACACGCUGAGGGAGACACUGAGGACGGAGAGGUUGGAGUGGCAUCAGUUCCAGUGUGACCUGCAGGUCGCGGUGUCUGUGGCCGACCGGCUGCGGGUCGAGUCGGAGCAGGCUCUGGGUCUACUCCAGGAGAGCCACAUGGCCGUGGAGGAGCAGCUGGCCCAGGCUCUCAGCAGACAGCGGGAGAAGGACAGAGAGCUGGAGAUCCUGCAAGGCGAGCACAGAGACGUCUGCCGCAGGCUAACCGAGCUCACCCUGCGGCAGCAGCAGGAGCGAGCCGAGCCGGGUGCUCUGAGAAACACAUGCAGGUUGAAAGACAUAACAGAUGGUGAUAAACAGGCUCAGAGACAAGACUCUGAGGACGGGCAGGGGGAGGAAAAGCAGAAAGUUGUGGAGGAAGCUGAAGCAGAGACUGAAGCUAAAAAUCUUGAAAAGCAGGAGGAGGAGAAUGAAGCAAAUCCAGAUGUGGAAGCUGAAGGUCUUGAUCCCGAGGAGGGAAAUGGAUCAGGGAGCACGCAGCUGAAAGGGAAGGGGGUAGCAGAGGGAUACCUUCGCAGUUUAGCGGCCCUGGAGAAAAAGAAGGAGGGACGUGGGCAGAGAGAUUCAAGGAGGAUUGUGAUGCUUUCUGAAAGAUCCUGGAGUUUAUCUCGUCUCCCACUCCCAACUGACUCGUCCAGUCAAAAUGGGACCUCAAAAAACACAAGCACAACAUUGCCACUAUGCAAGAAGCAGCAGCCAACAAAGAGGAAAAGGAUGGACCGCAUUUUACAGCAGCAGGACAGUUGGUCCAGCUUUUUUACCGGAAAACAGGAUGAGGACCAAAGCUCAGAUUCCAUCAAACCUCAGGAUGGUUUCAGUGCUCUGCUGCGACGUCAUGGCGGCUCCAGAAGAAACUCCCUGCUGCGCUGGUGCCAAAGUCGUACACAAGGUUAUAAGAAGAUUGAGAUCACCAACUUCAGUAGCAGCUGGGAAGAUGGUUUGGCGUUCUGUGCUGUUUAUCACACAUAUUUACCAGGUCACAUUCCCUAUGAUGGCCUCACCCCAGAGGACAAGAGGGAAAAUCUGGACCUUGCUUUUAAGACAGGAGAGAGUGUGGGCAUCACAGCAACGCUGACAGUGGAAGAGAUGCUGAAGGCAGACGGGCCGGACUGGCAGAGGGUACUGGGUUACGUCGAAAGCAUUUUCCGUCACUUUGAGAUGUGACGCCGUCGCCUCUCGUCUUGCUCCUGGCUCUUUUCUAUCCUUUGUGACUGGAGCUGAAGGACUGGGACGCUGUUCACCACAAGAGGGAGCUGUGUUCGCAAUGAGGUAGACAGCCAGGGUUUAAAGCGUAUCAGCAACACUAGACUUUAUGACAGGAUUUUAUGUAUCAACGCAGUUUCCCUCACACGGAAAUGGCUCUUGGCUGACACCCAGAUGAAGAAACUAAACAGUUUUUCCCCUAGGAAUGCUUUCAUUUCUCUACAUACUGUCAUUGGAUCCGAACAGCUGCUGGGUGAAUAUGCACAGGACACAAAAUUAUUUAAAAUCCUUAAGUACAGCACACUAAUCACCUGCUCAUCAAUUACUCUCACAUUUGUUACUGGUUGCUGGUUUUGCACUGUUUGCAAAAAAAAAAGGGCACUUUAUGAUUAAUGUAAUGUUGUGGUGGUUCUUUGAGUGGAUGAUUUCAGGAUCUGGGGCUCGUAAGUUUUAUUUAUCUUGAGUAAUUAAAAAACUCAUUUUUAGUCAUAAGCCUCUCCUGCCAUGAUACAGAGUUGUCAUGUCUGCAUGCACUCAGAACUAAAAUCCACAAAACAAAGCAGGGGGGCAGACAUGAAUCCAGAUUUUAUAUUCUGUUAUAGUGAUGUUUUAACCUUAAAAACUACAGAGGCUGUCUGUCGGGCGGGAAGUUGCCUUUGAGGAAAUCUAAAUGUGUGUAACCGCUUCGGUAUUUUAAAAAACAUGGUAAAUAUAUUAAGAGAUGUAGUUGACAAAGCCUUAUUGUAUUAAUAAAGUUAUGUAUGAUGUAAGUUUUAUUUAUUUAUUUCCCCCCCCCAUAUUUUCUCCAUUCAUUAAUACCACAGAGAUUCACAGAAAACGCUUUAAUUUUAAUAUAUAACAAAAAUGGCACCGAUACAUUUGACAGAAUAUAAAAAUGGUACAAAAGAAUGAUAUAAAAGAUGGCAUUAAAGGAAAUGUUUAAUGUUCAA